CAGUCAGUGUCAUUCAGUUCUUGACAUUACUGUAUCAUCUGUGUGAGCCUUUCGGAGUAAUUAUAUAACUCGUAAUAUCCCUUGCCCAGUUAAUUAUGGCUGCAAAAAGGAUUGUAAAAAGCUCAAUUAAUUGGGCUCAGCUUGCAGAAAGGGUACCGGAGCAUCAGCGUUCAACAUACCAGGCCUUUAAGGCUAAAUCUGAUGGAUAUUUAAGAAAAGUGCUAGCUUACCCAGAAAACCCACCAACCAUUGAUUGGUCUCAUUACAAGGCUAAAGUUCCUGUAGCAGGAAUGGUCGAUGAUUUCCAGAAACAAUAUAGUGCAUUGAAAAUUCCUUACCCACCAGAUACUGUGUCUUCUCAAAUUGAUGCGUUGGAAAAAGAAAUCAGAGCAGAUAUCGAGGCUUUCAAUAAAGAAUCUAAUGAAGAUAUUGCAAAGUACAAAAAAGAAUUGGAUCACUUGAACAGCCUCCUUCCUUACAGUGAAAUGACAAUGGAAGAUUUCAAGGAUGCUCAUCCAGAUAUAGCUCUGGAUCCAGUCAAUAGGCCAACUUUCUGGCCUCAUGAUGGUACUGAUGAUUUAGAAAAUGAGAGGAGAAUUGGAAGUGAUCACUAGAUACAUAUGAUGAAUUAGUUGUGAUCAAUAUGAAUAUUGAAUAAAUGUAGAUGUGGAA
Molecule: messenger RNA, 672 nt
Organism: Coccinella septempunctata (seven-spotted ladybird)
Lineage: Eukaryota; Metazoa; Arthropoda; Insecta; Coleoptera; Coccinellidae
Product: ATP synthase subunit d, mitochondrial-like
Exons: 3
Coding region: 96-614 (172 amino acids)
Biological process (GO): proton motive force-driven ATP synthesis
Molecular function (GO): proton transmembrane transporter activity
Source: RefSeq, a predicted model, not a curated record